UCACUCCGCCCAGGCUUCCUGUUGAUGUUGCGUGGCAACCAGACGAUUGCACCGGAAGUGAGAAUUGCUGAAGCAUGGCGGAGCUUCAUAUCAUUGGGCAAAUUGUUGGCGCCAGUGGAUUUCCUCAGAACAGCCUCUUCUGCAAGUGGGGGAUUCACACAGGGGGAGCCUGGAAGCUACUGUCUGGGGCUGUGGAGGGUCAGACACAGGUGGAUAAUCCACAGAAUGAAGAGAUGGCUUUCUGGUCCCACCCUAUCGAUAUACACUUUGCAACAAAAGGGCUGCAGGGUUGGCCAAAGCUACACUUCCAAGUUUGGCACCAGGACUCAUUUGGCCGGAAUGAAUUAUACAGUUACAGCUUCCUGCACAUUCCGUCCACCCCAGGCACGCAUUCCCUGACCAGCCCAACAUGGCGCCCGCUAGGAACAUGGCAGGAACACCUCUCCCAGAUCUUUGUGGGGGGCGGCCCUCAGCUGAAAUCUUCCAGUCUGAUUUAUGGGGGAGCAGAUCGCUAUCGCUUGCAGACAGAAGCCAUGGGGCAGGUCCACCUAGAGCUCACUGUCAUAUUGCGCAACUUUGAACGCUAUGGCGUGGAAUGUUAGCGUAAUGGAGACACCGUAAUAACUGUCAAUGAUCCUACUCCUCACUGCAGUAUAGUACGCCAAAUUAACCUUAAAUAGCCUCAUUUAUAAUCCCUUAUUGACUGAACCAGAAAAUGGUGAGCCAAUUUUUGCCCAGAACGUCCAAGCUGAAAAAAACGGAUUCCUCAUUCCAUCUCGGAUAUAUUUUCUCCGUAACCAGUUUCUAGCUCACAGCAUUCAUUCUGUUUCAGUAUUGACAUUUUUUAAGAAAAGAUGCAGCAUUUUUCUGUGAGUUCAUGUGAGAAAACACCUUUUAUACCUUUUAUACUCUCUUAGCAGUUUUGGUUUUGUAAUAAACAUGUAAAUAUUUUGUACAGAGAUAUGAAACCAUUGCAGCCAGGAACCAUGAGCUAAAGUGUCCCAGUACAAAGCAAACUUUUCAUUUUUAAUGGAAUCAAAUCUAUAUUUUGUGCGUUUAAUUCCUUCCAAUAUACUCUUAAUUUCUGAAAUCCUUUCUACAGUUUUUAUAAAUUAUUUUGGAUUGAAUGAAACUUUUGUAUUUCUAUUUUAGAAUAAAUGUAUAUUAUAUUUGU
Molecule: messenger RNA, 1174 nt
Organism: Pelobates fuscus (common spadefoot toad)
Lineage: Eukaryota; Metazoa; Chordata; Amphibia; Anura; Pelobatidae
Gene: B9D2
Product: B9 domain containing 2
Exons: 4
Coding region: 75-602 (175 amino acids)
Biological process (GO): cilium assembly
Cellular component (GO): MKS complex
Source: RefSeq, a predicted model, not a curated record